Periophthalmus magnuspinnatus is the source of this 627-nucleotide messenger RNA. RefSeq names its product homeobox protein XENK-2-like. Lineage: Eukaryota; Metazoa; Chordata; Actinopteri; Gobiiformes; Gobiidae. The transcript is spliced from 2 exons. Gene Ontology annotation, molecular function: RNA polymerase II cis-regulatory region sequence-specific DNA binding; DNA-binding transcription factor activity, RNA polymerase II-specific. The coding region runs from base 1 to 627 and encodes 208 amino acids. Gene Ontology annotation, biological process: regulation of transcription by RNA polymerase II; cell differentiation. Gene Ontology annotation, cellular component: nucleus. The record is from RefSeq and is a predicted model, not a curated record.
AUGUCCAGAACUGGUUUCUCGGUGCGGGAUCUCUUGGACUUGCCUGAGUCCGAGUCCAGUCCAAACUGGACCUCCAGAAACUCCAGGACAGGGCCAGGGCAGAGCCGAGGAGACGAGCCCAGACACGAGACCCCAAAGGCGGACACGCUUCAGACAAACAGCCCCUGGACCCAUGGAGCUCCAGAAAUGCACUUCACAGUGCGCGCGCUCCCCGUGAAGCCGGCGCAGGACCAGGCCCCGGUAGUCUCGUGCGCUCAGGGUGGUCACGCGCCCAAAGGCCGCGGGAGAAAGCGGCGUGUGCUGUUCUCCAAAGCGCAGACGUUUGAGCUGGAGCGGCGCUUCAAACAGCAGCGGUACCUGUCCGCCCCGGAGCGCGAGCACCUGGCGGGACUCAUCCACCUGACCCCGAACCAGGUCAAAAUCUGGUUCCAGAACCAUCGCUACAAACUCAAGCGCGCGCGCGCAGAGCGCGGCCUCGAAGCGCUACAGCUACUGCCCGUACGCCGCCUGCACGUGCCGCUGCUCAAGCCCUGUGAGCGCGUGCUGCCGCUGUGCGUCUCCGCGCUGCUGCCGCACGAGCCGCACGCUCUGCAGCCGCUCACGCACCUGUACCACUGGAGCUGGUGA